Molecule: messenger RNA, 1554 nt
Organism: Ceraceosorus bombacis
Lineage: Eukaryota; Fungi; Basidiomycota; Exobasidiomycetes; Ceraceosorales; Ceraceosoraceae
Source: the annotation of a GenBank genome assembly
AUGACCGAAGCUCUGCACUCUCAUCAUCGAGAUGCUACUGUUCGCCGGACGAACAAGCAUAUCGUCUUUGCUGCCCAUCCUCCCCCUUCUGGCUAUCCCGCACGAUGGUCCCUCGGUCCCAUGGAUUACUACGUGGGACUGGGCAUUCCUAUACAAGUCGUCUUCGUUUUUGAGCCAUCGCCAGACCAGCAUGACGAUUUCAUUCCUCUGGAACGCCUAAUCACAGCAAUGAGCGCCCUGCUCGACCAUCAUCCGCACUUUUCAGGCCGUCUGCGAGAGGACGAGCAAGAUCAUCAGCCCUACAUCACCACGCUCGGAUCCGGCGCAGAGGUGAUCGAAGCGCAUUGCGAUCAAGCCUUGUCUUCAUACCAAAAGUCGGGGGACUACAUCAUCACAUCGUUCCCUAAAGAUUUCUUGUCACCCUACGAACCCACGCCAGAGUACCUCGCCAAGCAUCCCUUUUUUGCCAUCCAGCACACCCGAUUCGCUUGCGGAGGAGUUGCCCUGGCUGUCCGUGUAGCUCAUGCUGUGGUGGAUGGAGUGGGCUUCUUUAGCGUAGUCAGAGAUUUAAGGGACAUUUAUAAUCAGCUCUGUCGAUCAGACGCACCACCUCGGCUAUCCCAUACGCCGAGCCUUGCGGGGUACAUGGCAGAUUGGGCACGUCGAGCUUCGCCGGAAGAAGUGCAGGAUGCUCGGAAGAUUCAACCUCAGCAGUAUCAGCUUGUUCAGGACAGUCUUUCUUCCGGCAGCAACGGCGUGACCUUAUCAUCAGACAAUACGGACAAAGAAGUCGAGGAUGACAAGACCCCUUCUAUUGCCGAAGCCGAUCCGGUGAUAGGCCGAGUUCUGCGCUUCUCCGCAAAGCACCAAAGCGAAUUGAAAAGCUUGGCCACGAACCCUGGGGCAAAUGAGGGAGAGUACAUCACGACAUUCGAUGCACUGUGUGCUUACGUGCUUCAGCAGACUUAUCGAGCUCGCACGUCUCCGACACGGCUGCCAUCCUGCUCGCCGGAUAGGUGCAACUUCCUCACUCCGAGCGAUUGGCGCAAAGCGCUCAAUCUACCGCCAAAUCAUACACCCAACACGUGCUUUGUCAACUUUUGCGAUCUGACUCCAGAGCUGGUGCUCGAUGGACCAGCGCACGCGAUCGCCAGGGCUGUCCAUCAAGUGAGCCGAAGUUUGAGCCUUGCCGAUGCGAAGAGCCAACUGCGUUGGCUCUGCGCCCAAGCGGACAAGUCCAAAGCUCAAUUAGCUUUUUCGUACGGCGAUGGCAGCCUACUUCUCAGUUCCUGGCUCAAGAUGGAUUUGUACGACGCCCUCUCCCUUUCGCUCGCUCAAAGAGGACCAGAGGAGCGACGCAUCAGACCUGCAGUCACCUUCACCCCUUUUACUCAGGUGUCGCUGAUUGAUGGGUUGGGCUAUUUCCUCCCUAUUCCACCUUCUUCGUCAAUGGAUGGUGAGGCCAGCUCCGUAGACCUGGCACUCGCACUCAAGGAAUCGGUCUGGCGAGAGAUGGACCGAGCUUCUAGCAAGUUGUACACCAUCGUAGGUUAG